AUGGCUGACACGUUGCAACAAAAAUCUGUUAAUCAAAAAAUAAUUCGUGAAAAAUUGUCUCUGUGGGAAUCAAAGUCAGAUCCUAAGGCUUCUUUGUCAAGGAAACAAAAGGAUUCGUUGAUAGAGUUGACAGAGCAUUCAAAUUAUAGACCCAUCCCUGAAGACCUUCCUGUGGAUGAUGCUCCAGUUGUCACUACAACCUCAACAGAACCACUUUCCCCUAGAGGACAAGAUGUCUUCUUUAAACUUUUUCAAGAAUCUGGACCUCCAGAAGGAGGGAAAAUUGAAAAUGCUCAACAGUUUUUCUCCUGGUUUUCUGAGUUAGAAGAAAAUAUAGAUCAAGAUGAAGAAUCUCAAUACAGAAAUUAUACGGAUGAGUUGAAUGGAUAUAGACAACAAUGUAAUAUGGUAUUGGAUGAAGUCACACAAGCUUUAGAUUAUUUAAAGACAUUACAGAAUCAAUAUAUUAAUGUUUCUACUAAAACUAACACAUUACAUGAAGCUUGUGAACAUCUGCUAGCUGAACAGACAAAAUUAAUGAACUUUGCCGAAGGUAUAAGCAACAAGUUGUCAUACUUUAAUGAAUUCGAUAGUAUUUCCAGUAAGCUUGGUUCUCCUACUCUAUCUGUUACAAAUGAAUCAUUUAUACCAAUGUUAUCCAGAAUGGAUGAAUGUAUUCAUUAUUUUAGAAAUAAUGCACGAUAUAAAGAAUCCCAGACGUAUUUGGCCCGAUUUAAGCAGUGUUUGUCUCGCGCUCUUGGUCUAAUCAAAACACACGUUACAACUAUAUUACAAAAUGCUACACAACAAGUUCAACCUAAAAAGGACACUCCUAAUUUAGCAGACAAUGCCUUUACAUUAUUUUAUGGUAAAUUCCGAGCUAAUGCACCUCGUGUAAAAUCGUUAACAGAACAGUUGGAGAUUCGAGUUGACAAAUCACCAGAAUAUGCAGAAGUAUUAACAGAAUGUCAUCAGUGUUAUUUUCUACAAAGAGAGAAGUUAUUGGGUCCUAGUAUCGCCUCUACUGUUACAGAUCUUGCUGCUAAACAUUAUAGAGAUCAUUGUGCUCUGGUAAGAAGUGGUUGUGCUUUUAUGGUUCAUGUUUGUGAAGAUGAAUAUCAGUUAUUCUUUAAUUUCUUUUCUAAACCAACACCCUUGUUAGAUCAGAUGUUAGAAAAAAUGUGCAAUAAUUUAUAUGACGUAUUCAGACCACUGAUUAUACACGUUAAUCAUCUUGAAACCCUAUCAGAACUGUGUAGUAUUCUAAAAAUAGAAAUGAUGGAAGAGCAUAUCAGUAAUAAUAGUCAAGAAUUGGCAGCGUUUGAAGUGAUCUGUAAACAGAUGUUGAUGGACGUACAAGAACGUUUAGUAUAUAGAACAUAUAUCUAUAUCAAAUCUGAUAUAUUAAAUUAUUCACCAGCUUCAGGGGAUCUGGCUUAUCCUGAAAAACUUGAAAUGAUGGAGAGUAUUGCAGAAAGUCUGAAGAAACCAGUCAGUAGCAGCCAUUCUAGAACUCCAUCAAAUGCUUCUAGUACAAGUCAAGAAGUAGCACAGCUUACUAUAAGUCAGGAGGAUCAAUUAGGAACAGAGGCAGGACAGAUACCAACAACAAAAAUACCAGGUUUAGAAAUAACACCAACUAAUAUGCCCAUGUCACCAGCAGAUUUACAUGGUAUGUGGUAUCCUACAGUACGUAGAACACUAGUAACUCUGUCCAAACUAUAUAGAUGUAUUGAUAGAACAACAUUUCAAGGUUUAUCACAAGAAGCACUACAAGCUUGUAUAGAUUCAUUGAAGAAAGCUGAAGAUGGAAUAAGUAAAAGAAAGGUUGCAUUAGAUGGACAGCUUUUCCUUGUCAAACAUUUAUUGAUACUACGAGAACAGAUUGCACCGUUUCACGCCGAUUUCUCUAUUCGAGAAACUCAUCUAGAUUUUACCAAAUUUAAAGAGAUGACAUUCACCGAACACGGCCUGGGUUUCAGAAGUAUAAGGGAUGCAGCUUAUGCUUUAUUACAGAAGAAAUCCCAACUAUUUGCAUUAAACAGUACCAAUGCUCUUCUUCAUUUUAUACUUGAGGGAACACCACAAGUGACCGAGUUUUUUGUUGAUUCUAAACAUGAUGUGGAUCAACAAUUAAAGAAAACAUGUGAAGAUUUCAUACACCAUGUUUCAGAUAGUUUAACUGGUCCACUGAAAGCUUUUCUUUCCAGGGCAUCAGUUGUGAUAAAUAUGAAAAAGGAAGAAGCAACUGCAAGUGUUACAUUACGUCAACAGCCUUUUGCAACACCGGAAAAAGUUCACGAUGUUGUAGCAGAGACUUAUAAAAUGGUUAAAACUAAAACCCCAGGUGUAUUACGAAGUAUGGCUUUGUAUUUGGCCAAUAAAGAUACUGAAUCUAUUUUAUUUAAACCUAUCAAGGUGAAUGUUCAACAAUGUUUUCAACAAUUAGAACAGAUUUUACAAGAUGAAUAUAAUGAAGAAGAUAGGCAGAUCGUGGCUUGUCCCAGUUCAGAACAGGUUAACUUGCUGUUGUCAACUUCCAAGUGAACCAUUAAUACAAUUUAUAGAGAGGGCUACACUGUAUAUAAUAAAAUAUAUUUGUAAUCUGAGGGAUUCUCAAUUAUAACAUAUUUUGGGUUAUUCCAUGUCAAAAAUUUCAAAUUUUGGCUUGAUCGAACCGACAGUUGGACAAUAAAGGUAAAUUGCAUCAGAAUAUCAGCUUUUUGAACAAAAAGUAAGCAUAUAAUGAGGACAAUAGAAAGGGGUGGGUCUAAUUCAUUGGGUGAUUUGACGGGGAAUAACUCUUUUAUUAAAUACAGAUCGGGAAAAUUUUGUUAUUGAUUGUUAUUGUUCAAACUGAUUAAAACACAGAUCCUAUUUCGUUUCGUUUUUUUAUAGUUCAAAAUUUCAUUAUGUUAUAUUGUUAGGACUAUUGGUCUCAUAUUAGUCUUGUAUAACAAACAGAUUCUCUCAGUCAAGACAUUUUAUUCAAACCUCGUGCAACUACCAUCAACAGGUCUUGAUACUUUAAAUAGCUUCGGUUAUCACACAAACAUUACUAACACUACAUUUACGACAUACCCUGACACAUUAUACUUGUCUUUUCUACACUAGGAUCUGGAAGAGUUGUUAUUUUACUGCCGUUCUGGUUGAAGUUAGGGAUUAGCCAAUGAAACGGUCUGUUACGGGGAGUUCUUGGCGUGCGAUGCACAGAACUGUGGCUAAACCACUAAAAACAUCAAUGCAGAUUGAUUAAUCAAUGUCUGACAUCAUAGGGUCAAAAGUCACUCGCAUGACCUCUGAUGCGACCUUCCAGUACAACCGGUCGGAUCUUCAUGUAGUGUAGGUCAUCGAGAGUAUAAAAAAAAUGAAACGGAAUAUAGAUCUGUAUUUUAAUCUGAUUGGCUAUAGUUAAAACCUUAGCAUCUAUUUAUUAAUGUAAGUAAUUUGUAUAUACUGUGGAGAAAUAAUUGUAGAUAUAUA
This is a messenger RNA of Patella vulgata (common limpet), 3483 nucleotides long. Its product is annotated as conserved oligomeric Golgi complex subunit 3. Gene Ontology annotation, cellular component: COG complex; cis-Golgi network; membrane. NCBI's taxonomy places the organism in Eukaryota, Metazoa, Mollusca, Gastropoda, Patellidae. The coding region runs from base 1 to 2547 and encodes 848 amino acids. The record is from RefSeq and is a predicted model, not a curated record. Gene Ontology annotation, biological process: intra-Golgi vesicle-mediated transport; Golgi organization; intracellular protein transport. The transcript is spliced from 22 exons.